Phlebotomus argentipes is the source of this 988-nucleotide messenger RNA. RefSeq names its product small glutamine-rich tetratricopeptide repeat-containing protein-like. The record is from RefSeq and is a predicted model, not a curated record. The coding region runs from base 134 to 892 and encodes 252 amino acids. The transcript has 3 exons. Gene Ontology annotation, molecular function: Hsp90 protein binding. Lineage: Eukaryota; Metazoa; Arthropoda; Insecta; Diptera; Psychodidae.
CGAUCGCGGCGAAAGCGAAAUGUCAACAUGUAGUAUUUGAUAGAAUUUCCAUGCUGCAGUAUUUUGCUUUAGCGAAUAAUAGAAAAGGGACUGAAAGUCUGGUAGAAUAGUGCGGGAAUCCACAGGCGGAGCAAUGGUCGAUGCGGAAAAAUGUCCGGACCCAGACGUCCGCGAGCCGACAGCGGAGGAGAUUAAGGAGCAGGGCAACCAGUGCGUGCGCGCAGGCAACUACAAAGAGGCCAUCCUGCACUACUCGCAGGCCAUCAAGAUGACGCCUAAUCCCGACGCCACGCUCUUCAGCAAUCGCUCUCUGGCGUUCCUCAAGGUGAAGCUCUACUACUACGCGAACGAGGACGCAGACAGGGCCAUUCAGCUGCGUCCCGAUUGGGCCAAGGGCUACUUCCGGCGCGGAGAGGUGCAGACGGCGGCCGGGCACUACGACACAGCCCUCCUGGCGUACGGGCGGGCGCUCCAGCUGCAGCCGAAUGACAUCACGAUCAUCAAUGCGGCGCAGAAAGUGGCAAAUCUUAGCAGCCGGGAAGCCAAGAUGGCCAAGAGACUGCCGUGGAUGUUCGUUGCGGCCGGCACUCUGCUGGGCGUGCUGAUUUCCUUGGCGGACACCUUUCUGGCGGAGAAGCCUUCGCUGGCACAUCCGGCCGUGGCAUUCCUCCUCACGCUGGCGCUCGCGCUCCUGGGCUACGGUGGCUACAGGAUGUACAGGUACAUGGUGAACAUGCAGAAGAAGGGCAACCUCGAGGCGCCGGUGGAUCUGCUCGAGGGCUUCGAGAAGCAGGAGGAUGUGGAGGAUCCUGCAGAGACUGGCGGCACCGCAAAUCGCAACAGAUAUUCGAAAGCCCAGGCGAGACAGCGCUUCCGGAAGGGGAAAUCCUAAAUCGUCCUGCACACACACAUAAAUGUACUUUCCGCGAUUUUUCGCUGCGCUACGAAAGGAAAAAUCCAUCUGUGACUAAAGAUUUAUUUCAAAAUU